UGUCUACAUUAAGAAUCUGAAGACAGGCAAGGUUAUCUACAGUUCUCCCAGCUGCAAAUUCUGAUCAUGACCGCCAACCUACGGUUCGCUCACAUAGCAGCGAUGCUCUUCUCUGACACGUAUGGCUCGACAUCACGGCAUUGGUGACGACACCAGCGUUUUCGUCCACAACUUCGAUAUUCUACUCCGAUCAUUUGGUUUUUUCUUUCAGUGUUUAACCUUUCUCAACGCCAUCGUCAAAAAAAAAUUAAAACACACACAAAAAAAGGACAGUUUUGAAAUCAACAAACUCGAAAAAAAAUUACUACAAACGUCGUUUAGUUUCGGUUUACACUUCCUGGUAUACAUAACGGUAGUUUGGUACCGACAUUCAUGGAUACGCCCCAGGAAUAAGCGGGAUCGGGUGAAUAGGCGUUACAAACAUAAUGAUUUCCUAUUAUACAUAUGGAUCAUCAUGUUCUUUUUUGCUUUGGUGCUGGAUUGGAGGGACCAUGAGGAUAUGGGAAAUACCCAGGCCGCUAUUGGGGUGAAAACGGACUCCGUACGCAGUGGAGGAUGAAGUGGACUUUACUCUCACCAGACUUUCAACUUGAAUUUGUAUACAGC
Molecule: messenger RNA, 606 nt
Organism: Annulohypoxylon truncatum
Lineage: Eukaryota; Fungi; Ascomycota; Sordariomycetes; Xylariales; Hypoxylaceae
Exons: 1
Coding region: 122-559 (145 amino acids)
Source: RefSeq, a predicted model, not a curated record